GGCCGUGCGCGGGGAUCAGGAUGCGGCCGGGGGGCGCGCUGCUCGCCCUGCUCGCCGGCCUGCUGCUGUCGCUGCUGCUGCGCCUGCUCUGGUGCUCCACCGACGCGCCCGCCCGCUCCAGGCUCUCGGUGGAGGAGAGCAGGGACGCCACCCGCGGCACCCCCGCCGCGCUGAGGUCGCUCCGGAGCCCGGCCACCCAGCUGCCGCGCCCCACGAACAGCACAUAUCUGAAUGAGAAGUCGCUCCGGCUGACGGAAACAUGCAAAAGUCUGCAACACGGCUUUGCGACUUUAUCUAGCAAAGUAAAAAGGUGUUUAGAGAGUGACUAUCUUCCGAUUAUCAGAAAUAUACAGAGCUGCCCAUGGAGACGACAAGAAGAAGAAUACGAGAAUUUUAGAGCAAAACUUGCCUCCUGUUGUGAUGCUGCCCAAAACUUCAUUGUUUCUCAGAAUAACACUCCAGCUGGGACCAACAUGAGUUACGAGGUGGAAAGCAAAAAUGAAAUCCUAAUUAGAGAGAACAUUUUUAACAUGUUUCCAGUGUCUCAGCCUUUUAUGGAGCACCCUUAUAAUCGGUGUGCCGUGGUUGGAAACGGGGGGAUUCUGAAUAAGUCUCUUUGUGGAGCCGAAAUAGACAAAUCCGACUUCGUUUUUAGGUGUAACCUCCCCCCAAUUACAGGAAAUGUUAGUAAAGACGUUGGCAGUAAAACCAAUGUUGUGACUGUAAAUCCCAGUAUCAUAAAACUAAAGUAUGGGAACUUAAAGAAAAAGAAAGAAAUGUUUCUGGAGGACAUUGCAACCUACGGAGACGCAUUCCUUCUUCUGCCGGCGUUUUCUUUCAGGGCCAACACCAUUGCCUCUUUUAAGGUAUAUAACACGCUCAGAGAGGCUCACGCAAGACAAAAGGUUCUCUUUUUCCAUCCCAAGUACCUGAGAAAUCUCGCCCUCUUCUGGAGAACUGAAGGUGUGACAGAGUUUCGCCUGUCCUCUGGCCUGAUGAUCACAAGUGUGGCCGUGGAACUGUGUGAGCACGUGAAGCUGUAUGGCUUUUGGCCCUUCUCUAGAACGGUAAAAGACACACCCGUCAGCCAUCACUACUACGACAACAACCUCCCUAAACGCGGUUUCCAUGAGAUGCCCAAAGAAUAUAGACAAAUUCUCCAACUUCACCUGAAGGGAAUCCUCAAACUGCAAUUUAGCAAAUGUGAAAUAGCCCAAGCAUAGUAUCUUAAGGUGGGGGUGGUUUUGAUACAACGCGGUGGGUGAGUGACAGUGUUUCCCCACAGGAAAAGCCGUGGCUGUAGGGAGAAGAGAAAGAGCCCUGAAACCUGGUUUGAUCAGAGCUCCCCGCUAAGCUUGUGUCCUCAGCAGCUCAUGAACUUGUUCGGAUUUGCAGUUUCCCUCCCUGUGAAAUGGGGACCGUGAUAAUCUAACUCGCUUCAGGCAAACGUGGUAAUCUGUGAAAACUCUUGGCAGAGGAUUUGGCCUGAUGAGGUAGGGACUCCCCGAAUUUUUCCUUGUUGGUAUCUAUCGUAGCCGUUUCCACUCUCACCAGACCGAUAAUAAAAGGCGGGUGGUCUUGAGGACCCUUCCUGGAGAGAACAGCUGUGAAAUGCCAGCGUUCGCUGGGGCUCUUUCCUCAGCACGCCUCUCUAUUAUGGGUCAUAUCCUUCUCGUCCUUCUUCCUGUCUUCGAAGAGUGCAUAUAAGGACUUACAGCAAACCCUUGAUUCUUCAGGAAUCAAAUCCUUCUCUUUGGGUGAUAAUGUGCCUGCUUCUGAUUACCUUCACGAAUUGUGUCGUUAGCUGCAACGGUGUGUUGGUUGGACUUAGGCCAAUGUUUUUCCUCCUUUGUCUACAUUUUGAAGUCACUCUUUAUAAUUUAUAUUAACUUCCUGACUUUACUCUUAAGCAUUUUCCUUUUCCACUGAGAACCUAUUUCAAGAGCAUGAGGAGUUACAGCUAUGAAUGAAGUACUGUGAGGAAACAGAGGUAGGAAUAAAUAAAUCUAUUUCGGUGGAAUCUGUUUCAGAGAAGAGGUCAUUUCUGAGUGAAGCCCUGAAAAUGAGUAAGGUGUUUACAAAUGAAGAAGAUUCCAAGUAGAGGGAAUGUGAUGGGGAAAAAAGCUGUCCCCUUGAUUCUGAUUCACGCAAAUGAGGAUAUUUGAAGGUAAAUCAUGGUCUUUGCCCCAAAAACUAUCACUUGAAGGGAGGUUAUAGUGCAUGGGAGUGAUGGCUUGGGCCCGCCUCUGUGAAAUGGCAGUAAUCGUGACCUGAUUGAUUUCAUAGGCAAGCUGUAAGGAUUAAAAUACACAAAAAUUUAAUUCUCACAAGGAAAGGUGUAUAUUCACAUGAGAAGUAAGACUAAUAAUUCAAACAUCAAAUAAAGCUUCAGUGAUAUCAAAUAUUGCCAUUUUUAUACCAGUCCCUUACAUGACGACGAUACCUGUUAACAUAGGUCAUCCCUGCAUCGGCUGCAUAAGUUAUUUGACUGAACUGAGUAGCUGUGUUUAUACUUUCCCCCGCUUGUCUUGCUUGUCUUUGUACCGUUGCAAGGAGGGCGGAAAUAGGAGUGGAGCAGACUGGCAGCAUGCUGAAUUAAUUACAAAUACAAUUCUGAAUUCUUAACCGUAGCCAGACUGCUGUUUUACUAAAGGUUCCCUUUUAAGAACACUCUGCUGUCAGCUGCUUAUUUUGGUAAAGUACCUCUUCCAUUUCAUUGUGGUUGACAUUGUUUUAUGCCAUUCUUUGUUCACAUUUUAUUGUUCUUCUGUAGCAGAUGAAACCUGUUGGCUCCAUAAA
Molecule: messenger RNA, 2799 nt
Organism: Panthera uncia (snow leopard)
Lineage: Eukaryota; Metazoa; Chordata; Mammalia; Carnivora; Felidae
Gene: ST8SIA6
Product: ST8 alpha-N-acetyl-neuraminide alpha-2,8-sialyltransferase 6
Exons: 8
Coding region: 21-1223 (400 amino acids)
Biological process (GO): oligosaccharide metabolic process; N-glycan processing
Molecular function (GO): alpha-N-acetylneuraminate alpha-2,8-sialyltransferase activity
Source: RefSeq, a predicted model, not a curated record